AAAGAAAAAAAAAAAGAGUUCUUUUUCCUCUCCAAAGCACUGCCUUUGAUGUAUGGCAACUGAUCACUGAUCAGAUUACAGGCACUUGGUCUCAGUGCUCGUCUGCCUUUGAUCUGCAUGGUUAAUUUUAUUUUCCCGGAUUUGGAGUUUCGUCUGGGCUUGUGCUGACAUACUUCUUCUUCUUUUUUUUUUUUUUUUUAAGGAGGUAAAGGCAUUUAAUACAGAAGCUCUGGCAGUGUGAAAUUAAGUUGCAGAAAGCCUGGGCAUUGGAAGACUUCAUCAUAAAACAGGUUUAAUUGUAAGAAAUGGAUCCUAAAGGAUUACAAGGAGAAGACAAAUUGAAGAUGCUUAUAAUCUUACUAGCAUAUUUGCUAAGUAGGGUAAUUUGUGAGACUGGAGACUGCAGAGAACAAGAAUUUAGAGACCACACUGGGAAAUGUAUUCUCUGCAAACAGUGUGGACCAGGAAUGGAACUCUCAAAGGAAUGCGGCUUUGGAUAUGGGGAGGAUGCACAGUGCAUGACUUGCAGGCCAAACAGAUUCAAGGAAGACUGGGGCUUUCAGAAGUGCAAGCCUUGUCUGGAUUGUGCACUAGUUAACCGUUUUCAGAAGGCCAACUGUUCUGCCACCAGCAAUGCACUAUGUGGAGACUGUUUACCGGGCUUUUAUAGGAAAACCAAGCUUGGAGGCUUUCAAGACAUGGAGUGUGUUCCCUGUGGUGAUCCUCCCCCUCCCUAUGAACCCCACUGUACCACUAAAGUAAACCUUGUGAAGAUCCCAUCAACUGCUUCCAGUCCUCGAGACACUGCUCUAGCAGCAGUUAUAUGCAGUGCGCUUGCAACAGUGCUCUUGGCUCUUCUUAUUCUUUGUGUUAUCUAUUGCAAGAGGCAGUUCAUGGAGAAGAAACCAAGCUGGUCUCUGAGAUCACAAGACAUUCAUUACAAUGGGUCUGAAUUGUCUUGUUUUGAUAGACCACGGCUAAAUGAAUACAACCACAGAACAUGCUGCCAGUGCCAGAGAAGCACAUCACAGACCUGUGGGCCUGUUCAUUUGAUUCCUUCACUGUGUUGUGAUGAAACCUGCAGCAUGGAGCACAGCAGUCACAGUUGUGCUUUGCACUCACAGACUACACUUAAUGAAAGGGCUUCUGAUUCUGUUGGAGAAAUGAUUCCUGCCUUCCUUGGUUCUCUUUCACAUUCUGCUUGUGGAGACAUUUCAGAUGCUUGGCCUCUGAUGCAAAACUCAGCUUGUUGUGACAGCAUUUCUUUCUGUGAAUCAUAUUCAGAACUGGCUGGAGUUGCUGCAAAAUCCUGCAGUCUGGAGACUGAAAAUGCAAGUGCUGUUGAGUCAGAUAAUAACCAGGAGCUAAGUGAUGUACUUACUUCAGCUAAGUCUCCUGAUGGAAACAUUGCAAAGUCCUUUGAAAUAUCCAAGCAUAGAACAUAUAUAGAAGUUUCAUCACUUCAGAACUCAGCUGCUGCUGAAACUGAGCCAAAGUGUAAUGGAACAGCAGAUGACUCUACAGACUGAUAAAGAGGAAAGCAAGGUAUUUCUCUCAGCACCAAAACAUUAUGCUUCCCUAAUGCUCGUCUGCUGACUGUCAUCAAAUACAGCCUGGUCUUCGGUGUCACACGGUUUCAAAAUCAGCUGGAAAAUAAUGGCAUCAUUUCACACAAUCUAAGCAGUUGCAUCUGAGCCAUAACAGCUGUAAAGUGAAACUUUAAGGAGCAUCCUGGGAGAACCCUGAGAGUGGAUUUAUGAACAUUUGCAUCUCUUAUUAAAAAAGAACCUUUUAGUCCCUAAGAUUCUCAAGAAGUCCAAUGGAGUGAGCAUACAAAUGUAUGUAAAUAUAUCAAGAAAUACAAAUAUGUUAACGUGUUUACAUGGUUACCUUAAAUAUGGCUGCAGCUGUGAGAAGGCCUGGGACAAGACUUUGCCAGUUACUCUGCUUGCAGAUUUAUGCAUGCAUUUGAGAUUGUUUUCUGAUUCCAGUUUUUAACUCGGUUUCCUGCUGUUGAAGGACUUAAAAAUAAAACAUUUCUAUUUAUGUGAGGAUCAUCUAUUGAUAAACUGAAGCUUUUAUUAUAUAUUACAUUGUAGUCAAUAAGCUAGUUUGGGGAAUUACAAAAUUUGCAUGUUACAGAUGAUACAGUUGAAGUCCCUUUCACCCAAUUAUUUUGUUUGUGAGAGGGAACAUUGUUUUGCUCAAUGUAGCAGGAGAUUAGCUGUGCAUUAGGUUUAGUGAAAGUCAGCUGUAUAGAAAGGGAUGUUAUUUUGCUGGUAGUCCCACUGUUGGAACACAGCACUUGUUGUUAUAACGUGUAUUUUUUAUGUUGAAAUAAAUGUAGUCAACUCACUUCAAAGUCAGCAGGUGUGUCACACAACUAUUCAUACAUAUUAUUACUAAUAAUGAAUUAUUUUCAUUGCUAAAGUGAUGGUCUCAAGCAUAAAUAUCAACUUUCUUUCCUGUUUGUUCUUUAUGACUUUUAUGACUGUGGUUUAUUGUAGCACUUCCUGUAAAACUGUGGAUUCUGCAGCCAUUUUUCCCUAACAUAAUUUUAACUUCUGUGAGUAAUUCCUGUAACCUCUACUGGCUCACUGAAUUCAACAGGCUCCAACCUGCUAGUUGUGGCCUCUAGCAAUCAUUCUGUAGAAAUCCCCAAUGUGCCUUGACAAAAGCAAAGCAAUCAGCAAAACAAAUGCAAUUUUGCAUUAAAUGUUACUCAUCUUUCUGCACGUGGUUUGUAUGGCAGUGGAAAUGAUGAGACAGUCAUGUUCCAUAACAGAAAGAAAUUUCUUCUUUGAAGAACCUGGUGGAAGAUAAACCCUGUACAAUAGUUAGGUUGAGUAUAGGCAGCCAAAAUCAAUGAGAUUAUUAAUGUGUGCAAAAACUGUUGAUUAACAGUUGUCAAAUUCACACCAAAGUGAAGAAACUACAUAAGGGGCUUAUUUUAAUCAGUAACUACUCCUAUUUGAUCUCUUAUGUAGAAUAAUAUACUCAGUUGUACAAGGAGUAUAAUUACAUAACUAAAUACUGAAAAGUGUAUACUCAAAUAAGAAUAGUUUUGAAUAAACUCUUUGAAUGCUUUCACACGUUUAAGAAGUGUUGAAAUAUUAUUUUUCACUAAAUGUGCAUGAAGAGAUGUGUGCUUCUUUGUAAAUAUUUGUAAAUAGAAAAAAAUCCAAUGUGCAUUUCAUUACAUGGAAAGAUAUUUUUAGAACAUGUGGAUUUUUAACUUCUCAUUCUUAACAGUUCUUUAAAAUACUGUGUUCAAAAGUUUUGCCAGCAUCCAUCACAGUAUGUUUUCCCAUUGGAAUUUACACUUUGUAUAAUGUUUUUGUCCGGCAACUCCAGAUAGAAGGACUCCUAUCUUCACAUGAGUGACAGAUGGCUUCGGAGCAAAGAGGGAGGAAAAAUGAAAAGAGUGCUUUUCAAAUAUAUGUAUAUUGUGUAUAUAUUUCUUUCCUUAAUUUAACCAAAUUGGUCUUUUUUAUAUUGCCUGUGGCAAGCAAUGUUGUACAUGCCAACAGAAAACAUACACUACCACUGCAUUUUGACUGCCCACAUAUCACAUCUAAGGACUUACAGUGCUGUUUUAAAUGAUCCUUUAAAGAAUGUAAAUUAAAACCUUGUAUAAAUU
Molecule: messenger RNA, 3640 nt
Organism: Phasianus colchicus (ring-necked pheasant)
Lineage: Eukaryota; Metazoa; Chordata; Aves; Galliformes; Phasianidae
Gene: TNFRSF19
Product: TNF receptor superfamily member 19
Biological process (GO): positive regulation of JNK cascade; positive regulation of canonical NF-kappaB signal transduction
Cellular component (GO): plasma membrane
Molecular function (GO): protein binding; signaling receptor activity
Source: RefSeq, a predicted model, not a curated record